Messenger RNA from Durio zibethinus, 1455 nucleotides. NCBI's taxonomy places the organism in Eukaryota, Viridiplantae, Streptophyta, Magnoliopsida, Malvales, Malvaceae. The record is from RefSeq and is a predicted model, not a curated record.
UCAUCUAUACCCAACUCUAUCUAAACUUACAAAACUACGCUUCUUAUGUUGUACAGAUAUGCCAAAAUACCCUCAAAUUACAUCUGAAAGGACAGAGUUCAAUAAGGUACAAUUGGUCUCAGCAUGAAAUUUAAACAUAUAUGUUAAGGAUAUUCGCAGAAGAUAUUAAUUGUCCACCCCGUAAUUUCGUCAACAACGUAACUUCUCCCUCAGAAAAAUUUCCAUUUCGUUUUAAAAUUUGUCGGAAAGAAGGGAAAAUAAAAGAAAAAUUUUUUCCGGUGAAAAAAGAUUCGAUCUCUUUUGCCGUAAACGGAACUUCAUGGCGAUCCAAUCAGUGAAAGUGGGCAACGUUUCCUUGGGUGCAUCUGAGCAAGAUAUUAAGGAGUUCUUUUCCUUCUCGGGUGAAAUUCAACAUGUUGAAAUGCAUGGUGAUAAUGAACGAUCUCAAGUUGCAUAUGUUACUUUCAAGGACCCACAGGGAGCAGAGACUGCUGUUCUUCUUUCGCAAGAUCAAUUUGAUUUGAGAUUACAUGGUUUUCUUCAGGGGGCAACAAUUGUUGAUCAGUCUGUUACCAUAGAGUUGGCUCCUGAUUACAAGCCACCUGCUACUGCUUCUGCAACACCUGCAACUGAGAACAAAGGUGCUGGCCGGGCUGAAUCUGCUGUCCAGAAGGCAGAGGAUGUUGUAAGCAGCAUGCUAGCCAGGGGAUUCAUUCUUGGCAAAGAUGCAGUGAACAAAGCAAAGGCCUUUGAUGAGAAGCAUCAGUUCACAUCAACUGCCACUGCCAAAGUUGCUUCUCUGGACCAAAAGAUUGGUUUUACUGAGAAAAUUAGUGCUGGCACAACCAUGGUAAAUGACAAAGUGAGGGAAAUGGACCAGAAGUUUCAGGUUUCUGAGAAGACAAAGUCUGCAAUUGCAGCUGCUGAACAGACAGUCAGCAAUGCUGGUUCUGCUAUCAUGAAGAAUCGUUAUGUUUUGACUGGAGCCUCAUGGGUUACUGGUGCAUUCAACAGGGUUGCUAAGGCAGCAGGUGAUGUGGGGCAGAAGACAAAAGAAAAGGUUUUGGCUGAGGAAGAACAAGCUUGCAAACCAGAGGGCUAUGCACGCAUUAACGAGCAUGAAUCGCCCAAAGCUGCUAAACCCACUACUAGUGAGCAACCUUCCAAGCCCUCAUCUGCACAAGCAGAUGAUUUAGUGCACAAGAGUUAGAAUGAACCAAACCGUCCGAUGGAACAGUGUUUUCGGUGAUGUAUUCCUGUCAAAAUAUAACUAUGACUAUAUGUGAAAAUAUGUAUUUAGAAGCAAAUGUCAAACAAAAUUUGUAAAACAAUCAUCAUUUUUUCUGUAUCAAAGUAAAAGGAAAAUUAAGAAAAAAGUAGUAUUGUAAAGGGACCUGAUCAUAUCUUACGUUUGGAUCUGUAUAUCUUUGAAUUGGGUUUUUUCUGAUUCUCAUC